ACUUCUCUCCUCUCCUGCUCCUGAGAAGACAGACCGACAGGCACCUACUCCUCAUCCUUAAUCAUGGCAACCAUGGUGUACUCAUCCUCCUCUUCACGGAGCUCCAUGGGCGGGGGCCUGGGUCAGGGUUCCUUUGGGUCCAGCAGAGGCCUGAGCUCAUACAGUGUGGCCGGAGGAGCAGGAGGUGGCAGUAUUAGGGUCUCCCAGGCCAGCCGGGCCUUCUCCGCUGGUGGUGGCGGUGCAGGGUUCGGCUACGGCGGAGGAGCAGGUGGGGGUUCAGGUUUUGGUGGGGGUUCAGGUUUUGGUGGGGGUGCGGGUUUUGGUGGGGGUGCAGGUUUUGGUGGGGGUGCAGGUUUUGGUGGGGGUGCAGGGAUGGGUGGGGGUGCAGGGUUCGGAGGAGGUUUUGGUGGUAAUGAUGAGAGCGUCAUUGGCAACGAGAAGUUCACCAUGCAGAACCUCAACGACCGCCUGGCUACCUACCUGUCCAAGGUGGGGGCAUUGGAAAAGGCCAACGCUGCACUGGAAAUAAAGAUCAGGGAGUUUGUAGAGUCCAAGGCCAGCCCAACCAGUAGAGACUACAGCGCCUUCUAUGCCACCAUUGCAGAACUCCAGGGCAAGAUCCAGGACGCCCUCAUCGCCAAAGGCUCCGUGAUGCUGAACAUCGACAACGCCAGACUCGCUCAGGACGACUUUAGGAUGAAGUAUGAGAACGAGCUGUCGAUGCGCCAGUCGGUGGAGGCCGAUAUCGCCGGGCUGAAGAUGCUGCUUGGAGAAAUAGGCGUGGCCAAGGGUGACCUGACCAUGCAGAUUGAAAGCCUAAAGGAUGAGCUGGCAUCCAUGAAGAGAAACCACGAGGAGGACCUGGUCUCUAUGCGCACAGAAGUGGGCGGUCAGGUGAACGUGGAGGUUGAUGCUGCUCCUCAGGUGGAUCUCACAAAGGUCAUGGAGGAGAUCAGAGAAGACUACGAAGCUGUCGCUGUCAAAAACCACAAAGAGCUUGAAGGCUGGUUCCAGUCCAAGUCAGAGACUCUCACCCAGGAGGUUGCAAGCACAGAGAUGACACUGCAGACGUCAACCACAGAGGUGAAGGAGGUGAAGAGUCAGCUUCAGGCCCUGGAGAUUGAGCUCCAGUCUCAGCUCAGCAUGAAAGCGUCUCUGGCAGCCUCCCUCGCUGACGUUCAGAACCGCUACGCCAUGAAGCUGAAUGGCUACCAGAUGCAGGUGACGUCUCUGGAGGAUCAGCUGGUACAGCUGAGGGCCGACCUGGAGCGACAGGGACAGGAGUACCAGAUGCUGCUGGACAUCAAGACCAGGCUGGAAUUGGAGAUUGCAGAAUACAGACGACUGCUGGAUGGAGAAGCAUCUGGGCUUUCUUCCACCUCUUCUUUCACCUCUUCUUCCUCAAUCACAGUAACCAAAACUCCGAUCAUCAAAAUGGUUGAGGAGAUCAGUUAGGAUCAAUCAAACGGCUGUCUGACUGGGGCGGAGUCAAAUCUCAACCUAUCACCUUCCUGCUUGCUGAAACCAGAACCACUUCCUCCUGAUGAGGAGCAGUCAUCUCAUCUUCCUCCUUUUACACCCAUUUCCUGCUGUGGCUCAGUUAACGAUGGUGGAUCUGAGUGGAAACUUUAAUCAGGUGUUUCUCCUUCUGUCUUCAACAAAUUAAACUGAACUGAACACCA
Molecule: messenger RNA, 1682 nt
Organism: Girardinichthys multiradiatus
Lineage: Eukaryota; Metazoa; Chordata; Actinopteri; Cyprinodontiformes; Goodeidae
Product: keratin, type I cytoskeletal 13-like
Exons: 8
Coding region: 64-1455 (463 amino acids)
Molecular function (GO): structural molecule activity
Source: RefSeq, a predicted model, not a curated record